This is a messenger RNA of Phycodurus eques (leafy seadragon), 1680 nucleotides long. RefSeq names its product protein eva-1 homolog C. The transcript has 9 exons. The record is from RefSeq and is a predicted model, not a curated record. Lineage: Eukaryota; Metazoa; Chordata; Actinopteri; Syngnathiformes; Syngnathidae. Gene Ontology annotation, molecular function: carbohydrate binding. Bases 1 to 1380 code for a protein of 459 amino acids.
AUGUCGGGAGAGAGCUGGACACCUCAGGGCUGCCGCUUGUUUGCAGGAUAUAUCGGCCUCGGCACACUUGACAAGUCAGUGGAGGGCGGCGAAACGCAAGACGCCAUUACAACAAAAGAGAACACAAUGACAGCGCUGGGGAGGUUGGUUUGGGUUCUCUGGGUUUUGGCUCUGGGGAUUAACACUGCUCAUUCGGUUCCGGAUUUCUCUUUGUAUCUGCACAGUGUUCUGAAGAACCACACGGCUCACGCUUGCGAAGGAGAAACGCUCGCCAUCGAGUGUCCCGCCAGAACGUCCGUGGCCGUCUUAUCGGCCUUCUUCGGACGCCGCGUUCCUCAUCGCUAUUUGUGUCCCGGCCAGAAGACAAAUCGAACCGACGAAGAGUACGCCGAGUGUUCUUCUGCGGUCGCUAUCAAGAAAGUGCUGUCAGAGUGUCAGGAUGAGCGGUCGUGUCAAAUCCCCGUCUUUGGCCCCGUGUUUGGGCACGACCCUUGCCCGCUCACCAGCAAGUACCUGCUGGUGUACUACAAGUGCAGACCAGCGCACCACCGCACGAGACUGGUGUGCGAGAACGAACGCCUGAGGCUGGCGUGUAAGAACGGCACCGUGCUGGCCAUCUACUCGGCCAGCUUCGGACACCUCCUGCACGGAAGGCCCCUGUGUCCUCAGGGAGGGGGCUCGCCGGUGGACAUGGAGUGUUUGUCGCCAUCUGCUCUGAGGAGAGUCUCACGCCGGUGUCAUGGCCGAGCGAACUGUUCGGUGCUGGCUGACGCUCAAAGCUUUGGGGACCCGUGUUUCCCCGGCACCAGGAAACACCUGCGAGUGUCCUACACUUGCGUGCCCAGGUAUGUUCUAGAAGACGUGGGUCGAGGGACAACAGAUCCUUUCAUGAUCUCGGACUACACACACGGUGGAUGGUACACUGGCCCCACCUACAGGCAACAAAAUGUUCUACUAACCAACUCUCUGGAGAUGAUAGAAAAAAUGUUGGGAGUGCCUGAGCGAGUAGCUCUGUAUUUCGUCUCGGGGAUCUGCGCUGGUCUGGUUUUCCUGCUCUGCCUGUUUGGAGUGCGUUCCACACUAGUGAAGGACGUGAAGGGGCUGGUGUCGGAUCUGCACGACGAGCUGAAAGCUUCGAGCGGACAGCACAAGCACCUGACGGACGACCUCUACGAUGACGACGAAGUCUCGGAUGCCUCGUCCUUUCGUCGCCUGACUCGGUCGUACCGCGCGACGGACAUGCUCGGUCCGUCCACGCUCGCCGUGGAGAUGAUGCCACAGGGUGUUGAACACAGUCGAGAUCUGCCCAAUGGAGACAUGUGGCCACAUCCAGACACCAACCCUUAUGCCAUUCAUCAGGUUACUAAUUACAGCAAUUAGUUUCUUUUAACCUCGUAUACUGUUCGGGUCAAAUUUGACUCGUCUUGAUAUUUGACAGCAGUGAAAAUAUCCUCCAUGUUAUUCGUUCAACCUGAAAUUUGAUGAGUUUUCCUAGAGUGACCCAAAAUACCCCAACAUUUUAGUAUUUAACGUCAUUUUGUUUUUGUACAGGUGCUCCAAAGAUUUUUUUACAAGGAGGCUGUUUCGGGUCAAAUUUGACCCAAGUCUACUAAAAUCUGCUUUAGAUUUACCAGUGUGUGAUAAGUCAAGGAUAAAGGCGGUCAUUUUGAAAUUGUGAAA